CGGGAUUCCCGCCUGGAAUAAUCGUUUGAACACAUCAUGGUCAAGCGCGAGUUUGCAGCGAACCCGGAUAUCGACGUCGAUGCGCCUCGAGCGAAGCGCCACAGGGAAACAGUGGCAGAAACACCUGUGACUGACGAAGCUGACAUGCCUGAGAAGGAUGGGAGCAGCGAACGCGAGAACGAUAAUGACACAAAUGCCGCAGAGGUAGGGCCCGCGAUGAGCCCGGAGGAAGUGCGUGAAGAAGGCUUGAAGGUGCUGCAAGUGCUGAGAGACGCAGUGGACAGAGAAGGUCGACAGAUUUCGUAUGAUUUCCUGCGUCUGGUGUCAAAGAGACAAUUUCCGGACUACUACGAGAUCAUCAAGCAACCCAUAGCACUCGACGACAUCAAGGCUCAGCUCGAAAGCCAUGCUUACCCGUCUUUGGAGGCUUUGCGACAGGAUCUCGAUACCUGCUUCAAGAAUGCAAAGAGAUACAACCAGCGGGAGAGUCGCAUCUGGAAAGACGCAAAACAUCUGCAGAAACUCGCAAACAAGGAGAUAGACAAAAUUCUGCGAAGGGGCGAUGAGGAUGACGAUGGAUCCGAUAAAGAAGGUGGAAAGAAAAAAGAAAAAGGGACGAACAUUCACCGACUUAUGAAGAAUCGGUUGCAGAAGUUGUUGGGCAAGACAGAUGAAGCUGGCCGUCAACUUUCUCCUGCCUUUAUGGAUUUGCCUUCAAAGAAAAAAUGGGCAGUAUACUACAAGUUAAUCGCUCGGCCUAUCUGUAUUGAGGAUAUUUUCAAACGAAUAAAACGCAAAGGAUACACAACAAUCCAAGACUUCAUGAGUGAUGUCGACCUUGUUUUCUCAAACGCGUUACAGUUUAACGAGGAGCACUCGCUAAUUUGGGAAGAUGCGUUGACCUUGAAAACGUAUUUUCAUCAGAUUAUGAACGACCUUCCAGCCAAGUACAACAUGAACAGGGCGGACGAGUCUUCAGCAUCACCAGAAGUUUCUCACAACAGGAUUAAACUAAAACUUCCUGGUCAUCAGUCAGCGGCUCAUGCAAACAACACCGAUGCUGGACAAAACGGCGAAACGAGCUCAGGAACGAUGCGAAUCCGCGUUCCAGGUCUUGG
Messenger RNA from Fomitiporia mediterranea MF3/22, 1118 nucleotides. Its product is annotated as Bromodomain-containing protein. The record is from RefSeq and is a predicted model, not a curated record. Gene Ontology annotation, biological process: chromatin remodeling. NCBI's taxonomy places the organism in Eukaryota, Fungi, Basidiomycota, Agaricomycetes, Hymenochaetales, Hymenochaetaceae. Gene Ontology annotation, cellular component: RSC-type complex. Gene Ontology annotation, molecular function: protein binding. The transcript has 6 exons. The annotation marks the transcript as partial.